Messenger RNA from Penicillium olsonii, 894 nucleotides. The record is from the annotation of a GenBank genome assembly. NCBI's taxonomy places the organism in Eukaryota, Fungi, Ascomycota, Eurotiomycetes, Eurotiales, Aspergillaceae.
AUGCGUUUCCACUCUCUUCUGCUUUGGCCCUUGGCCGCCCGCGCAGUCAACAUCAUCUCGUCUAACGACGAUGGCUGGGCGGAAGUGAAUAUUCGCGCUCUAUUCGAGUCUCUCGGGGAUGCAGGGCACUCCGUCGUGGUAUCUGCGCCCGCAGAGAAUCAAAGUGGCACAGGAUCCCGACAAAAGACACCGGUGGCUUUGACUGAGCCGUGCGAGUUUGACAGCUGCCCAACUGGCAGUCCAGCGGUGGGCUUCAACGCUUCCGAGCCUCGCCUGGGAUAUGUUAACAGCUAUCCGGUGACUUCCAUCAAGCAUGGCAUUGAAUCGCGCGCCCCGGAAUUCUUCGACGGUCCUCCCGACCUGGCCGUGACAGGCCCCAAUGUCGGGAAUAACAUUGGACUCGCAGUUUAUUUUUCAGGAACGGCAGGGGCUGCCACCUACGCAGCUCAUGCAGCUGGGAUCCCCGCAAUUGCUUUUUCCGGGGCUACUGGAUCUCAAACCUCCUGGAAUACCUCGCGGCCACACUACAGUGAUGUCUACGCGGAGCUGGCGACGAACUUGACCAACCAGGUGGUCGCUGCUGGAAAGCCUUACUUGCCCCAGGACAUUUGGUUGAACGUGAAUUUCGGCAGCGUGUCCGACACCGAAUGCACCGACCCGGAAGAUUUCUCAUUCGUGUUGUCGCGCAUCCAUGUCGCCGUUCCCCUAAUCACCCCGGACGACGUGACCACGUGUGGUAGCUCGAGACUCCCAAGCGAGAUCGAGGUCUCUCUCGCCUCGGGAUGUCAUGCGAGUGUCUCCGUUGGGGUUGCAAGCUCCAAGAAUGACGCUAAUGCCACUAUGCAGGGGGUUGUUUUGAACAAAUUGAGCAACUUCUUGACCUGUCUGUCUUGA